Messenger RNA from Coregonus sp. 'balchen', 360 nucleotides. NCBI's taxonomy places the organism in Eukaryota, Metazoa, Chordata, Actinopteri, Salmoniformes, Salmonidae. The record is from the annotation of a GenBank genome assembly.
AUGCUGAGGCAGUGUUCCCAGGAUCCUGUGUACGGUGAAUAAAUAGACUUCUGAACUGAAAAGUCGCCUUACUGAUCCUUCAUCUCCACUUGGAAUGCCAGUAGCUGGGGGACGGCUAUUUCCUACAGUGCUAAUGUAAAUAUUUCUCACCUGCUUGCUUAUGUUUGCCUCUUAGGUUCCUCUCCGAAUGCAAGGCCCACUCACAGUAACCAUCCAGCUUCCUCUCAGAAUGUAAGCCCCCCUCGGGGUCACCAUUCAUCCUCCAGCCAAUUGAGAAGAGUUGAGCCAACAGCCAGGCACCAUAGCUCUCCCAUGAACGAAUGGAACGAGCGGUGGUCAGGAGACAGAACUGAUUCGUAA